This is a messenger RNA of Mytilus trossulus (common blue mussel), 5168 nucleotides long. RefSeq names its product palmitoyltransferase ZDHHC3-like. Gene Ontology annotation, molecular function: palmitoyltransferase activity. Bases 58 to 855 code for a protein of 265 amino acids. The record is from RefSeq and is a predicted model, not a curated record. The transcript is spliced from 8 exons. NCBI's taxonomy places the organism in Eukaryota, Metazoa, Mollusca, Bivalvia, Mytilida, Mytilidae.
CCCAUUUCGAAACAUUGAAAAUGUCGAUUUGAGGCCAUAAUAUGAAGAUAUCUGGCUAUGGCUGUUUUCAGAUCUGAUCCUUGUGGUAUAAUCUGCAUUAUAAUAACAUACUCAGCAGUAUUUUAUGCAGAUUACGUCGUAAUAUGGCAUCUUGUUAUUCCUGCGAUGUCAAACACAUUAUGGGGAACCUUUUGUGUGAUCCUCUUCAAUCUGAUUGUAUUUCUAAUGACAGUGUCACACAUGAGGGCAGUGCUGUCUGACCCAGGGAUAGUUCCAUUGCCAAAAAAUGGACUGGACUUCUCAGAUCUUCAUGCUGGAAGAACAAUACCUAACACAAAGGAUGGCUGGAGUGUAUGUAAUAAAUGUGAGACCUACAGACCACCUAGAGCCCAUCAUUGUAGGAUAUGUAGAAGAUGUAUCAGGAAAAUGGACCAUCAUUGUCCAUGGAUAAAUAACUGUGUUGGAGAGUUGAAUCAAAAAUAUUUUAUACAGUUUUUGUUUUAUGUUGGUAUGGCUAGUUGCUAUGCAACUACAAUGGUGAUCACAUCCUGGGUAAUGGAUCCCAAUGUUACCAGCACAUAUAAGCACACAAAACUCAUACAUUCUGUGAUCCUGAUAGUGGAGUGUGUUUUAUUUGGAAUGUUUGUUAUAGCUAUUGGUUGUGAUCAGAUAUCUUCCAUAUUAGGAGAUGAAACUCAAGUAGAACAAGUGAAAAAAGAAGGAAUAAGAAGAGAGAAAAAGUCAAUGUAUUCUUUGCUUCAAGAGGUCUUUGGUAGAGGUCAUCCAUUAGGUUGGUUAUGUCCGCUGUUCACUGAAGCAUCAAAAGAACGGCCAUCAAAACAGUAUAUUGUAUAAAACAUAUCAGUUGAUAAAAGACAGCAUAUCGAUCAAAUUGAAUCAUCUACUGUAUUUCCAAUGUCCUGCAAUAUAAGCCCACAGAAGAUAGAGCUUCAACAUGGCUCAUGAGUUGUCAAUAAAUGGAUUCUUUAAGUCUAUGGCCAUUACUGGUAGUUACUCUGAAGGACGCAGACUUCAGUUUUAUUUGGAGUCUUAAAACCAUAUACUGCAUAUUUUAUCAAAUUGAGAAAUUAUAUACAGAUUUACCAUGGAGGUUUGAAAAAUAAGAUGAAAUGUUAGCUACUAACAGAAAUAUCAGUAGACUUUUUACAUCUGUCUGGUUCAGUGUUCCCUACUCAAAUUAAUGUUACAGGGGCAUCCAGGUCUUAUACGAGAAUUGUAUGUAUGUAUUUUACGAAUGUUAUGAUUGUCUGUGAUAUCUGGGGAACAUGAUAGACAUGAUAUUUGUAGAUAAAAAUCAUUCCAUAAGUGCAUUAGUAAUUUAAAUCUAUAUGUUGAAUAUUCAGUGGUAUCUCUUUACUUCUUUCUUUAAGCAGUUGUGUGCUAUUGUUAAACUAGAUAUAUUAUUUUCUUUUAUUUUCUUUUAUCAAAUUUGAAUUUUGGUAGAUAGAUUUGGAAGUUAAUUUCAACAGCUAAAAAGAAGAUGGGCUUUUCUGCAACGUAAAAGUCAUUGCAAAUAGAUUUUUUUUAUUGUAACAAUGUGGAACAAUUUUUUUUCCUUAAUUAGAAAUGUUUAUGAUUGGUAUUUAUUUUUUUAUCUGCUUUUCAUUUAGGCCUACUUUUGAGUGUCUAGUAUGCAAAAUCCCAUACCCGUGAUUAUUUUCAAUUAGUACAAAAAAAUAUGUCUUUUGAUAAUAUGCAUAAUUAUCCUGUCUCUUAAGCCUCUUGUUUGUAAUUUGCAUUUUCUCAAUAUGUAUUAAAUCAUGUUUUUAAUUUAGAUCUUGUGGUAUUUUAUGUUAUAUAGAUUUUUUGGUUUAUAUAUUCAGGGACUCAUUUCACGAAAAAAAAUCUGUAAUUAACAUUUCAAUACAACAUUUUUUUCUUAAGCUUUUUUUGUGACAAGAUUUCUUAUGUGAAAUUAGAGCCUCAGAACUACUGAAUCAUAAAAAAAUGUAAUGUAAUAAAAACAGCAACAAAGUUGUAAGUCUGUAAAUACUUUUCUCUAAUUCUAUGGUGAUUUAUCCCUUUCUGAACCCAUUGUAUAAAAAAAUUUAAUCAACGUGUGGUUGCUGGUGAUCUCAAAAGAUCAUUGGAUGAUUUUAAGGGUCAUGACCUUUUUAGCUAAUUGGAUGAAUCAAAAUUUGAUAACAGGUGUUAAUGAAAUUGACAACUUCGUGCAAUGUGAAAGGCACUCGAAGGGGAUUUUCGGUUAACAAAAAAAGGAAAAUGUCUUUUUAAUCAUAAGAGAAACAGAUUCUUACAUUGUUACUCAUGGAUUAUCGGAUUUAUCCAAUCUUGAUAGUUAAAUUAUAAAUUUUAAAGUCCUCGCCGAGGCAGCUCGGACUUUAAAAUUGAUAAUUUAACUAUCUCGAUUGGAUAAAUCCGAUAAUCCACUGGUAUCAAUGUAAGAAUCUACUUUUAUUACAAGAGGUUAGCUCUCUAUAGUCUUAGAUUAAAGAGGAAAAUAUAUUAAAAAUUAUAACUCAUGUUAUUUCUUCCUGUAAGAGAGUUUGAAUAUGUGUGUAUAACUUGCAUAUAAGUGCUUCUUUCUUGGUAAGAAUUUUUAUAUCUUGAGUAAUUUUGAGUUUGUUGUAAAUUAGCAGUAAGCAUUAACCCUUUCAACGCUACACAAAAAAAUAGAAAAAUGGCUGCUGCUGCUGCAUUUUUUUUUUAGUUCAUUCACUAGAACAGUAUUUUCCUUUUCAGACUGCUGUAUCUUUUUUAUUAUAUGAGAUACAGAGAAAGUUAUUGCAUGAAAAAUGCUCAGGAGAGCAUGAACUGUAAUGUUAGGCAAUUAUUUUUCUGAAAUUUUUAUCAGGUUACCUGCGUUUUCAGGUAAUUAACAGGUAAAAGGUGUAAUUUAUUACACUUGUGUUGAAUUUUGAAUAAAAACUACUUUUAGUCUUCAUUUAUUUUGUUGUUUUAUCUGCCAUGUUGUAAAGAAGACACCAGUUGUCCGAUUCCGUAGCGUAUUGUACCAUACAUAACGUUUUAUGUAAUCGUGGCACAAAUAAAUAGCUCCGUCCUAAAAAAUUUCAGUCAACUUACGUUUUCCCCCCUUUUUCUACGUCUCGUAAUGAUAGAUGAAAUCAUAUAUCCCACACGAAUUUAAUGUAAUAAAUACAUUGAGAUAACAAGAAACCUUUUAACUAAUCCUCGUUGUUAGUUUCGCCAAGGAAAUGCUAAAAUUUUUCCAUAUUUACAGCUUCGUUUCCGAUUUCCACCAUUUACAUUUGUCAAAAUAUUUGUUUUUAUUUUCCUUCUAUUUUCCUUCUACUGCAUGAUUUUACUAUAAAAAUUGUCGGGAUUUCAAGCGCAAAUGAGACCUUGCAUAUCCUAGAUUCAAACGAGGAAAAAUUAGAGAGAACCAGAAUGAAAACCGAAUGGUUUUAGAGUCCUAAUGAAAAAUCCUUUUUCAUCGCGGAAUAUGCCGCGAAUAGCAGUGGCGAACGGCGUACAUCAUCACGGCAUAUGCCGUGUAUAGCGUUGAAAGGGUUAAGAUACAGUCAUGACAGUUCAACCUUAAAGUGUUUCAUACAUCAAUUACUGUGUCACAUGGAUUUAAAAAAAUGAACAAACAUGACAGAAGCUUUUUUGUAAAAAUACAAAUUUAGAAUUUUGUUUUGACAUUUUUCAAUAUUUAACUGCUAAGUGUCUUGGAACUUUAGUAAAAAAAAUUAUCCAAGUUUUGAAUAUUUUUUUUUCAUUUUUUUUGCAUUUUACAAAUUAAAGGAUUAAGUUUGUUUAGCAGUUAGAGAAGCUUACAGUCAAUGAUUAACUAUUUAGACAUUGUCAACUUCCAUGGAAUAUUUUGAAACUUGAAAAUAAGCUUCUAAAAGUUCAAGGAAUAGUAAUAUUAUCUGAUGGGAAAAAGCUUUUGUGGGUAUUUUUUACGGUAUACAAAAGUAUCCCUGAUAAAUGGACUUAAUUUUUGUUAUCAAUAUUACACUUGUUCACUGACAUCAGCGAUUGUGAGUGAGAAGCAUUGUUUAAUAGAAUCCUUAACAAUUUUUUAAGGAUUUUCAUAAUGCUUUUUUUUUCAGUCUAUUGAAUAGUUUUAAUUAUAUCAUUUUUCAUGACUUUAUUUAUUCUAUUGAUUUUUUUAAUUAUAUAUAUCAUUGGUUUAUUUUCUUAUUUUGUGUUUUUAUACUUUAUAUAGCACAAUAGUGGAAGUAUCAUUGAUUUAUGAGGAUUCAGUUUGUAGUUUCAUAAUACUUUGUGAAUAACUAAUAGGUGGAAAAUUUACAUUUCAUAAGAGGUUGAAAACACAUGGUUUGAUUUUGAAAUCCAUUAUAAUUGAAACUAGAUGUACAUAGGUUCAAAAUAUUUAUCAAUACUAAUAUCUGUAAAUAAGCAUCGUGUGCACCUUGUAAAAUUGUUUUAAAAUAGAAUUUAUAUUUUAUGUAAAUGCAAUAAUUGGUGCCAAUAAUAAUGUGUAUAUAUGGACUUAUGUAUUUAUUGUGAAAGUAUUUUUCCACUAUGAUUUUUUACAAUAAUUUUUGUGAUCAAUAUUUUUAUAUUUUGCUUCUUCAGUACAGUAGAAUUAAUGCUAAUGCAAAGAAUUUUAGUUUGUAGCUUAAUUAAUCUAUUCAAAGUACUACAUUUAAAUUUGUACAUUGACUUUGUAAAGUUGUACAUGAUGUAUGGUAUUGCAUCAGAACUGUGGUUUAUAUAUAGGUCAGAAGAUUUAAUCAACUAAAGCAUUUAGUUUUCAAAUAUAAACAAUGGAUGAACCACAAAUUUGAGUACCGUUAUCCAUUGCCAAAUGAAUUUACUAUCUAGGCUCAUAUUGAGAAAUUGUCAAAAACAAAAAUUUGGGCUUUGCUUAUUGAUGAAGGCCCUUUGGUGAUUUGUUCAUUUCUGUGACAAUUGGUAUCUUGCGAAGUGUUGUCUCAUUGGCAAUAAUAUCACAUCUUCUAAUUUUUAUAUUUGAUAAUCAAUAUAAACGCAAGGUUUUCUCAGUCCACAAAUUUUGAUAAUUAUGAAAAAAAAACUUCAAAUACUUGUUAGAAAUUCAGAUUUUAUUGUUAUUAAACACAUAGUGUAGUUAUUUGUUUGAUUUGUUUUGUACAUGAUCAGUAUUUUUAUUGGUUUCAUGAUCAUCUUGAAAAUGUUUUCAUUUUAUAUGUUUAAUAAAUUUUUUAGCUUCA